Messenger RNA from Megalops cyprinoides (Indo-Pacific tarpon), 1185 nucleotides. RefSeq names its product apolipoprotein A-I-like. Gene Ontology annotation, cellular component: blood microparticle; high-density lipoprotein particle; extracellular region. Bases 68 to 835 code for a protein of 255 amino acids. NCBI's taxonomy places the organism in Eukaryota, Metazoa, Chordata, Actinopteri, Elopiformes, Megalopidae. The transcript has 4 exons. The record is from RefSeq and is a predicted model, not a curated record. Gene Ontology annotation, molecular function: cholesterol binding; phosphatidylcholine-sterol O-acyltransferase activator activity; phospholipid binding. Gene Ontology annotation, biological process: high-density lipoprotein particle assembly; triglyceride homeostasis; lipoprotein metabolic process.
CAUGCUCACACCAGGAAACACGCUCUCACAGAGACACGCUCGCUCACACAGAGUUUGAACCGUAGUCAUGAAGGUGUUUGUGGUACUUGCAGUUACAGUUCUCACUGGUUGUCAUGCCAACCUUCUUUGGGCAGACCAGCCCAAGCCACAGCUGGACCUGGUGAAGGAUGCAUUCUGGGACUAUGUCGCCGAGGCAACACGCACUGCCAAGGACACUCUUCAGACCAUCCGGCAGUCCGAGCUGGGCCAGGAAGUCAGCGCCAAGAUCACAGAGAGUGCGGAUGUGGCCGGCCAAUACGUCGCCUCCCUCCGCAAGCAGGUGGCCCCUCAGGCUCAGGACCUGCUGGCCAAACUUUCCCAGGAGGCCGAGCAGCUCAAGAUGCGCCUGGAGAAAGACCUGAACGACGUGAGGGUCCAGAUGGAGCCCUACGCGGAGGAGCUGAGGACCGACAUUCAGCAGCAGGUGGAGGAGAUGAAGAAGGAAGUGGCCCCUUAUGUGGAGUCCCUGGACCCCGAGACCCUGAAGGCCACCCUGCUCCAGAAGAGUGAGGAGCUGAAAGGGAGCCUGGAGCGGAGUGUGAAGGAGCUGCAGUCCCAGCUGGGCCCCAACACUCAGGAGCUGAAGGAGAAGCUGGACCAGCACCUGCAGGAGUUCCAGAAGAGCGUGGUUCCCCUGGCCCAGAGCUUCCAGACCCAGCUAGCCCAGACAACCAAAGAGCUUCAGCAGAGCCUGACCCCCUACAGUGAGAACCUGAAAGAGAAGCUGGACCCCUAUGGCCAGGACCUGAAGGCCCAGCUUACCGCCCUCUGGGAAUCCUUCACCAAAACCAGCUAGAGAUUGAACAGCGAAAUAUUCCCCAACAGAAUCCACAAAAAUGCCUAUCCCUCCAUUCAGUCUUAGAGCUGCACAGAGUAAUUGAUUCUCUUAAUUUAAGCUCAUAGCAGAACAGAAUAAAACUUAUUCCCAGGCAUAUAAUUGACUGGAGCACCAAUAAGUAUAACCCAGCCAUGAGAAAAUCCAUUUUCUUUUUUUGCACUGUGAGCUAAGAGAAUGCUCAAACGAUACUUGAUUUUGCACAAUAUGGCAGUAUAUAUUUAUUUGUGUCUUUGUUUACUGUAAUAUUUGAUUCAUGUUUGUGGGGUCAGUUUCCCCAUUCUGUUCAAAUAAAUGCAAUUAUUUUAAAA